Oncorhynchus kisutch (coho salmon) is the source of this 11153-nucleotide messenger RNA. Its product is annotated as zinc finger and BTB domain-containing protein 37. Gene Ontology annotation, biological process: regulation of transcription by RNA polymerase II. Gene Ontology annotation, molecular function: DNA-binding transcription factor activity, RNA polymerase II-specific; RNA polymerase II cis-regulatory region sequence-specific DNA binding; protein binding. Bases 822 to 2405 code for a protein of 527 amino acids. The transcript is spliced from 4 exons. The record is from RefSeq and is a predicted model, not a curated record. Lineage: Eukaryota; Metazoa; Chordata; Actinopteri; Salmoniformes; Salmonidae.
UAGUUCCAUCCUCUCCCACUACCCGUGACUGAACUUCCUCUCACUACCAUAUUUGGUGUUGAGAAAACGUUGCGAACGGACGCUUCAGCUUUAUAACCCCUAUGACGUGUCUGGGUUAACCCUUCGUUUGCGCCAUAAACAUCUAUUUGACUUCAAGGUAUUGCAUUCUGGGAACCGAUGUUAUUUUAUCCCGCGUCUUUUCUGUUCUCUAACGACUUGUCCAUUAGAAGAGAACACUACUUCCCAUAAUGCAAAUGUACUUUUUUUCCCCGAGUCAAAGUUGGUCCGUCUGCUGUGAAAUGAAAUUGGAAAAUGAGAGCAGCGAAAGGAGUAACCGAGGAGAUAAAAUUGAAAAUAAUGCACAUUGACAUCAAAUAUGCGACAGUACCGCAGUUGUAUUAGCGACGGUUCGUUAUGACAGACGUUGCACGGUGUUCUGUCUUGCUCCGUUUUUGUUAGCUAUGUGGACGUUGAACUAGCUGGCUAGCCACCUCCCUGUCACGAGCAACGCCGGGGUGUAUUCUUCGUUUAGACUUCGGUUCAUCACCGUACUGCAGUAUGUUACAGUGGCCGAAAGGAGGGCCAGGGCUCGGUUAUAGCAUUUGAGAUUCACCGCUGUACAAGAGCAUCAGUUCACACCAUUUGUCAACAAUGCACAACUCGUUGCAAGCUAUAAUUAUUGCCAUCUUUUAUGCAAGUUAGCCAGUCAGCAGUUAAUAUUAUGGCACAGUACAGAAAAUAAUAGCCAGUAACAUUUCAGUGCCGUGGUACAAGUGCAGGUGGUGCAUUCCGAAAAGUGAUAAGGGAUCAUACACGGCAGGAUGGAGCGAGGAGGCACCAUGGAGCGAGCAGGCAGCAUCCAGCUGGACGUCCCUGACUUUAGCAACUCUGUGCUGUCCCAACUGAACCAGCUGCGUAUACAGGGGCGGCUGUGCGACAUAGUGGUGAACGUGCAGGGCCAGAGCUUCCGUGCUCACAAGGUUGUGUUGGCUGCCAGCUCCCCUUACUUCCGAGACCACAUGUCACUGGGCCAGAUGAGCACUGUGUCCCUGUCAGUCAUCCGCAACCCCUCUGUGUUUGAUCAGCUCCUCUCAUACUGCUACACCGGGAGGCUGUGCCUGCAGCUGGCCGACAUCAUCAGCUACCUGACGGCCGCCAGCUUCCUGCAGAUGCAGCACAUCAUUGACCGCUGCACGCAGAUCCUUGAGGGCAUCCAUCUAAAGAUCAGCCUGGCGGAGGAGGAGCUGGGGGCCGGAGGGGGGCACAGAGGGGCUGGGAGCUUGGAGGGAGGAGGAGGAGGUGGGGUAGGAACAUCAGGGGGCUCCCUAAGCCCGCGCCACAGCAGCCCCAGGGUUCUGGGACCUCAAGGAAGCAGAACCCGAGGUGCCAUGGAUAUCCGAGAGGUGGGAAGCCCAGCGGGGGAGUCCAUGAGCCCCCAGAUGGUGGAGCACAGUGGGCUGGGCCCGGAGGGUCUGCCUGGGGGGGUGGAAGUGGGCAGCAGGCUGGGGAAGGAGCCCAUACUGCGCAUCAAUCGGGCCGGCCAGUGGUACGUGGAGGCAGAGUCGGAGAGGGGGAGCGGCGGUGAAGAGGGGGAGUCAAUGCGGGUGGUGGAUGGUUUGAGGAUAAAGACGGAGAGGAUGGAAGAGUGGACUGGGGCUGAUACCCAGGAAGAAGGGAGCGGGGCGGAAGAGGGAGCAGCCAUGAUGAUUGACACGUCCGUGUGCAGCUCGCUGGUGCAGGAGGGUAUUGUCACGGGGGCCAAGAGCUCUCAGCCCUCCAGCAGCUUCAGUGAGACUGAGAGGUUUAGUCCUACUGGCAGUGUGGUGGUGAUGGCAGAGAGACCGAGAGCCAAGAGUGAGUCACCCAGCAGAGUAGACGACCAGUGCCAUCCCAACUCGCAGGGGGAGGAGCAGGCUGUGUUGGGCGGCUACGAGGAGUACCUGCGUGAACAGGUGGCUGACCGCUGGUGCCACUACAACCCUCGACUCACCUGCAUCUACUGCUGCAAGUCCUUCAACCAGAAGGGCAGCCUGGACCGCCACAUGAGGCUGCAUAUGGGCAUCACACCUUUCGUGUGCCGCAUCUGCGGCAAGAAAUACACCCGCAAGGACCAGCUCGAGUACCACAUCCGCAAGCACACAGGAAACAAGCCCUUCCAUUGCCACGUCUGCGGGAAGAGCUUCCCCUUCCAGGCCAUCCUCAACCAGCACUUCCGCAAGAACCACCCGGGCUGCGGCCCUCAAGAGGUGGCCCACAGCGCCUCCCCAGAGACCACCACUGUCUCCUCCAGGGCGGGGCAGAACGAGGAGGCGUCGCCCAGCCAGGAGGAGCCAGAUGGGGGUGGAGGUGGGGCCUCUUUCAGAGAGGGUGUCCAGGCCUCUGUCUCCACCACUGGGCCUGAUUGACCCAGUGGACCAGGGAGGGAGAUGGUUGGGGUAUAGGAGGACAGGGUAUAGGUUAGGUUAAUGGUUUGUACUCUCCUGCCAGUGGAGGAAAGACAAUGUAUGUUGAAGUUGCUUCAAAGGAAAUGAUGAUAAGGGGGAGGUCAGAAGGUCAAGUCCAUCCAGGGUGGGAUUUUUAUAAGCAUUUUUUUUUAAAUUCCUUCGACUAAACUGCAGGGACAGGAGAACGAAGCAACAGAGUAGUUUGAUAUGGCACUUCGUAAUAUGUCGUUAUUUAUAAAUGAUAUUUCCGCUUUAAACCAUAUCUACCUUCACAAUACAAACAUGAACAGAUUAAGCUAACACAUGAAGAAAUGCCACACACUCCCAAUAACUUCACAACACUGAAUGCAGUGGUUUUUAUUUGACUAUUUUCUUAUGUUAGUUUUAUUAUUUUGUAUAAUAACUACAUACAAUUUCAAUUCUUGCCUUUUGUCUUGAGACAAUCUUGAACAGAUGGGGGUCAGUGAUAAUCAGACUCCAGACAAUUCCACGGUUACUCAUGGUUUUCACAUAAAAAUGUAUGUCAAACAAAAAGCAAUGGUUGCAAAGUUGAACAAACCAUACACAUUUUAUACACAAGGACUACUUUGAAAAAUUUCCAAUUUUACAAAAACACAUUUACUUGAGGUAACAAAAACAUUUACUUUGACAGUGCAGAGGCAAAGUUUGGUAACAGAAUGACAACACCAACAGCACAAACUGUCAUUCUGUGACCAGACUUUGCAUCUGCUCAAGUAAAUGUAUUUUUGUCAAAUGUUCCGUGUAAUUUAUUAAGUAGUCCUUGUACAUAGUUGUAUGGUUUGUUUACAGAGAGAGUCUCAGCAUCACUGUUAUGGUGGAAUUGCCCAUGUGCCAGAAUGGCUUAAAAAUGCAAUUCCACAUGAAUAGUAGAUAUGGCCCAGUGAACAAAACCAGUUAAUUUGGUAGAGUAAUGAGUACAAUUCUGAAAAUAACACUGAUGUCAGUCUUUUAUGACGAUUUUAUGUCAUGUGUCUUAACACGGCUAAAUGCAUUCAGAAGUAUACCAUUAUUUAAUCAGUGCAACACUUUUACAAUGUAUUAAGAUAUUGAAAAAGGUAAGAGGCCUUUUAAAGAGGACUUGUUAAUCCAUAUGUAUUUGAACCAUACCUCCACAUUCUUUAACCAGCUGCUGAAUGCAUACUUCUAUACAGGAACACAGGAAACUCUGUUUUUUAAACUUUUUUUUUACCUCAGAUAAGCUACAAUAAAACUCUGUUACCUCUCACACAUCACUACGCAAUACAGCUCUGCUCCAAGCAGAUUGGUCGAUGCACUCAGUUGAAUUUACAGUAUGUUCUCAUUUUUCUAUGUUGUGGUUAACUACCUUUUUCAUUUUUUUAAAAUAAGUGACUGUUUUUUUUUGCAUAAGCGCAUCUGAACAUUUUUAUCUAGCUCUGACAAUGUAUCUGGAGGAUGUAGAGACAAGAUUGUAAUGGAGGACACUCAUCGCUAUUGGGGGUGUCCGAAGGAGGAGAGAUGAGACUCUGCAGCUGAACUGUAGUACCACCCAAGAGAAAGACUCUGCAGCUGUUCUGUAGUACCACCCAAGAGAGACUCUGCAGCUGAACUGUAGUACCACCCAAGAGAGAGACUGCAGCUGUUCUGUAGUACCACCCAAGAGAAAGACUGCAGCUGUUCUGUAGUACCACCCAAGAGAGACUCUGCAGCUGAACUGUAGUACCACCCAAGAGAAAGACUCUGCAGUUGAACUGUAGUACCACCCAAGAGAAAGACUGCAGCUGUUCUGUAGUACCACCCAAGAGAAAGACUGCAGCUGAACUGUAGUACCACCCAAGAGAAAGACUCUGCAGCUGUUCUGUAGUACCACCCAAGAGAAAGACUCUGCAGCUGUUCUGUAGUACCACCCAAGAGAAAGAAUGCAGCUGUUCUGUAGGACCACCCAAGAGAGAGACUGCAGCUGUUCUGUAGUACCACCCAAGAGAAAGACUCUGCAUCUGUUCUGUAGUACCACCCAAGAGAAAGACUCUGCAGCUGUUCUGUAGUACCACCCAAGAGAAAGAAUGCAGCUGUUCUGUAGUACCACCCAAGAGAAAGACUCUGCAGCUGAACCACCCAAGAGAAAGAAUGCAGCUGAACUGUAGUACCACCCAAGAGAAAGACUCUGCAGCUGAACUGUAGUACCACCCAAGAGAAAGACUCUGCAGCUGUUCUGUAGUACCACCCAAGAGAAAGAAUGCAGCUGAACUGUAGUACCACCCAAGAGAAAGACUGCAGCUGAACUGUAGUACCACCCAAGAGAAAGAAUGCAGCUGAACUGUAGUACCACCCAAGAGAAAGACUCUGCAGCUGUUCUGUAGUACCACCCAAGAGAAAGACUGCAGCUGAACUGUAGUACCACCCAAGAGAAAGACUCUGCAGCUGUUCUGUAGUACCACCCAAGAGAAAGACUCUGCAGCUGAACUGUAGUACCACCCAAGAGAAAGACUCUGCAGCUGUUCUGUAGUACCACCCAAGAGAAAGACUGCAGCUGAACUGUAGUACCACCCAAGAGAAAGACUCUGCAGCUGUUCUGUAGUACCACCCAAGAGAAAGACUGCAGCUGAACUGUAGUACCACCCAAGAGAAAGACUCUGCAGCUGUUCUGUAGUACCACCCAAGAGAAAGACUCUGCAGCUGUUCUGUAGUACCACCCAAGAGAAAGACUGCAGCUGAACUGUAGUACCACCCAAGAGAAAGACUCUGCAGCUGUUCUGUAGUACCACCCAAGAGAAAGACUGCAGCUGAACUGUAGUACCACCCAAGAGAAAGACUCUGCAGCUGUUCUGUAGUACCACCCAAGAGAAAGACUGCAGCUGAACUGUAGUACCACCCAAGAGAAAGACUCUGCAGCUGAACUGUAGUACCACCCAAGAGAAAGACUCUGCAGCUGUUCUGUAGUACCACCCAAGAGAAAGACCGCAGCUGAACUUUAGUACCACCCAAGAGAAAGACUCUGCAGCUGUUCUGUAGUACCACCCAAGAGAAAGACUCUGCAGCUGUUCUGUAGUACCACCCAAGAGAAAGACUGCAGCUGAACUGUAGUACCACCCAAGAGAAAGACUCUGCAGCUGUUCUGUAGUACCACCCAAGAGAAAGACUCUGCAGCUGUUCUGUAGUACCACCCAAGAGAAAGACUCUGCAGCUGUUCUGUAGUACCACCCAAGAGAAAGACUCUGCAGCUGUUCUGUAGUACCACCCAAGAGAAAGACUCUGCAGCUGAACUGUAGUACCACCCAAGAGAAAGACUCUGCAGCUGAACCACCCAAGAGAAAGACUCUGCAGCUGUUCUGUAGUACCACCCAAGAGAAAGACUGCAGCUGUUCUGUAGUACCACCCAAUAGAAAGAAUGCAGCUGAACUGUAGUACCACCCAAGAGAAAGAAUGCAGCUCAACUGUAGUACCACCCAAGAGAAAGAAUGCAGCUCAACUGUAGUACCACCCAAGAUAAAGACUCUGCAGCUGAACUGUAGUACCACCCAAGAUAAAGACUCUGCAGCUGAACUGUAGUACCACCCAAGAGAAAGACUCUGCAGCUGUUCUGUAGUACCACCCAAGAGAAAGACUCUGCAGCUGUUCUGUAGUACCACCCAAGAGAAAGACUCUGCAGCUGUUCUGUAGUACCACCCAAGAGAAAGACUGCAGCUGAACUGUAGUACCACCCAAGAGAAAGACUCUGCAGCUGUUCUGUAGUACCACCCAAGAGAAAGACUCUGCAGCUGUUCUGUAGUACCACCCAAGAGAAAGACUCUGCAGCUGUUCUGUAGUACCACCCAAGAGAAAGACUCUGCAGCUGUUCUGUAGUACCACCCAAGAGAAAGACUCUGCAGCUGAACUGUAGUACCACCCAAUAGAAAGAAUGCAGCUGAACUGUAGUACCACCCAAGAGAAAGAAUGCAGCUCAACUGUAGUACCACCCAAGAGAAAGAAUGCAGCUCAACUGUAGUACCACCCAAGAUAAAGACUCUGCAGCUGAACUGUAGUACCACCCAAGAGAAAGACUCUGCAGCUGUUCUGUAGUACCACCCAAGAGAAAGACUCUGCAGCUGUUCUGUAGUACCACCCAAGAGAAAGACUCUGCAGCUGAACUGUAGUACCACCCAAGAGAAAGUCUCUGCAGCUGAACCACCCAAGAGAAAGACUCUGCAGCUGUUCUGUAGUACCACCCAAGAGAAAGAAUGCAGCUGAACUGUAGUACCACCCAAGAGAAAGACUCUGCAGCUGAACUGUAGUACCACCCAAGAGAAAGACUCUGCAGCUGAACUGUAGUACCACCCAAGAGAAAGACUCUGCAGCUGUUCUGUAGUACCACCCAAGAGAAAGAAUGCAGCUGAACUGUAGUACCACCCAAGAGAAAGACUCUGCAGCUGAACUGUAGUACCACCCAAGAGAAAGACUCUGUAGCUGUUCUGUAGUACCACCCAAGAGAAAGAAUGAAGCUGAACUGUAGUACCACCCAAGAGAAAGACUCUGCAGCUGAACUGUAGUACCACCCAAGAGAAAGACUCUGUAGCUGUUCUGUAGUACCACCCAAGAGAAAGAAUGAAGCUGAACUGUAGUACCACCCAAGAGAAAGACUCUGCAGCUGAACUGUAGUACCACCCAAGAGAAAGACUCUGCAGCUGAACUGUAGUACCACCCAAGAGAAAGAAUGCAGCUGAACUGUAGUACCACCCAAGAUAAAGACUCUGCAGCUGAACUGUAGUACCACCCAAGAGAAAGACUCUGCAGCUGUUCUGUAGUACCACCCAAGAGAAAGACUGCAGCUGAACUGUAGUACCACCCAAGAGAAAGACUCUGCAGCUGAACUGUAGUACCACCCAAGAUAAAGACUCUGCAGCUGAACUGUAGUACCACCCAAGAGAAAGACUCUGCAGCUGUUCUGUAGUACCACCCAAGAGAAAGACUGCAGCUGAACUGUAGUACCACCCAAGAGAAAGACUGCAGCUGUUCUGUAGUACCACCCAAGAGAAAGAAUGCAGCUGAACUGUAGUGCCACCCAAGAGAAAGACUGCAGCCCACUGAUGCUACAGAUGUCCCAUCACCAAAGGAUAGACAUGCUUGCUACAGUGGAGUGUGUUCCACUGGAAAUCAAUCAUUAAGAAGAGGAGGCACUCCCUCGCAGGGAGGCCAAAAUAAUUACGUCAAGCACUUCAACUAAGGAGGGGUUUGAAAUAGUUACAUUUUUAAAGAAAUAUGUAAAAGAUAUAUCGCAAAUUGAAUUUAACUUAAAACAUUGUUUUUAUACAGAUAAAGGGCAGCCCAGUGGAUUGGCUGUUUAUUUUAAUUUUAUUUUUUUAGAUCUGAAUAAUUUGUGGGUGUGAUGGGAGUUUUUAAUGUAUGCAAGUGAAAAACUUUUACUGAUUUGUCCACUGGGUUUUUCUUAUCUGAAAUGAGAAUGCAUUACACAUCACCACAGUACACCUCGGUUAAUAUUCGUCAGACAAAAACAGAUCAACAUUCUUUAUAAAUAUCAGGUAUUUUUGUUUACUGAUUUUAAGUUGACUCUGUUUGUACGUAACGUUCAAGGGGUUUUAGAUAAACCAUUGAGCUUGGGCUACCUGCAGAGAAAUCUUACAGCAAGCCUUAUUUAGCAAGUGCAGCUUAAUGAAGAUUAAAUGUAUACUGAACAAAAAUAUAAAUGCAAUAUGCAACAAUUUCAAAGAUUUUACUGAGUUACAGUUCCAAUAAGGAAAUCAGUCAAUUUAAAUGAAUUCAGUUGGCCCUAAUCUAAGGAUUUCACAUGAAUGGGCAAGGGUGCAGCUGUGGGUGGGCCUGGGAGGGCAUAAACCCACUCACUGGGGAGCCAGGCCCAGCCAAUCAGAAAUAGUUUGUCCCCACAAAAGGGCUUUAUUACAGACAGAAACACUCCUCAGCACCCCCCUCAAAUGAUCCCGCAGAUGAAGAAGCCGGAUGUGGAGGUCCUGGGCUGGUGUGGUUACACAUGGUCUGCGGUUGUGAGGCCGGUUGGACGUACUGCCAAAUUCUCAAAAAUUACGUUGGAGGUGGCUUAUGGUAGAGAAAUUAACAUUAAUUUCUCUGGCAACAGCUCUGGUGAACAUUCCUGCGGUCAGCAUGCCAAUUUUACGCUCCCUCAAAACUUGAGACGUCUGUGGCAUUGUGUUGUGUGACAAAACUGCUCAUUUUAGAGUGGCCUUUUAUUGUCCCUAGCAGAAGGUGCACCUGUGUAAUGAUCAUGCUGUUUAAUCAGCUUCUUGAUAUGCCACACCUCUCAGGUGGAUGGAUUAUAUUGGUAAAGGAGAAAUGCUCACUAAUGGGGAUGUAAACCAAUUUGUGCAAACAUUUUUAGAGAAAUAAGCUUUUUGUGCCUAUGGAACAUUUCUGGGAUCUUUUAUUUCAGCUCAUGAAACAUGAGACCAACACUUUACAUGUUGCGUUUAUAUUUUUGUUCUGUCUAUGCAUGAUGUUUUAUUUUUUAAGUGAAGACGCCAUUAUGGACGUAGCAAUGCAGCUAUUCUCCUAUAUUGAAACCAGGGAUGCACGAAUUUGGAAAUUCUUGGUCAAUAACCAAUAUUUUCUUGUCCAUGAUGGCUGAUACUGAUAUGACAUUACAAAUAUUGUGUGAACAACUAUCUAUUGAUCAAAAUACUUUUAAAAAACAACCUUUUUUUUUUAUCAAUGAGCAAAUGUAAAGAUCAAACAUUUUCACAGAGAAACACUUUUCAGUGCACCGUGUCAUUUUAUUGUAGCUCAGAUUUAAAGCACUAAUCAGUAGUUGAAUCAAUAACAAAGUAUGUUCCUCAACCCUGUUUCAGUGAGAAAUGAAACCACUCAAAUUCAUAGACAAAGCUAAUGGACGCAAGAACUGACCAUCCAUGCUUAAAAAAAGUAUAGUUUAAACCAUAUUUUGAGGCUAUAUAGUGUUUGUUUACAUUUACAAACGUUGAGUAAAAUAAUCAAAUUUUGGGUUCUGAUGGGGUUCGACAUUAUGUUAUAUUAUUCAAGAAUCAAUGGGUACAUAAUUCAUUUGAGUACAACAAUGUAUUUAGCAACUGCAGAUUGCCCUUUUAACAUCAUCCACUAUUAGUCCAGUUUUUCAGCCAUCAUCGGUCGAUACCGAUAUGAAAGGCAGAUAUACAGUAUCACGCAUCCCUGAUUGAAACAUAGGUAUAAUAAUACUCAUGGUUGUAGCUUGAACAUUCUUUACAAUGUGAUUGCUUCAGCCAACAAAAUUUGAAGAUGGUCUUGAAUUGUUCAAUGGUGGAAGAUUUAUGUGAACAUUUUAGUCACACUCACAGUUAAUGCUUCUAAGCAAGUGGUCACCAACCUUGGGUUCUGGAGAGCUCCAAUCAUGCUGACUUUAGAAUUAAGGCAUUAAAUUAAAGAAUUAUAGCAUUCCAAUGUAGAACUAAAGUGGAAUGAUUUUAAUUGACAGUAGAUUUUCAGAUCCAGUGGAUUUCAUUCAUCUUAGAGGUAUAGUACAUUACCAACCUUGAUGCUGGAAAACCUGGAAUCCAGAUAGAGAAGUGUUCCAUCAUUAUUAAAAUGUGUAAAAACGAUUUGAUUUUUAACAAUUACUAUGAAACAGAACAAUUAUUAUGAAACAGAAUACAACUAAUUUUGUUUAAAAAAAAAUAAUUCCCACCAGGUACCAGGUUUGCUUGAUUUGAAUUUAGUUUUGAAUAGCCUUUUUGGGGGUUUGAUCAAGAUUGAUUGUUUCAUGCCUUUUUCUUUGUUUAGAACUAAAAGGGCUUUUCCAUGUUUUAAAAUAAGCUUGAACUGCUUUAAGUGUAUGAUUAUUGAACCCUUGUAUGUGUGUUGUUACUGCUGAAUGUAGAUCAAUGACAGGAACAAGCUCUCGUGAACUAGCCUCUAGUUUGAGCAAACAACAGAAUUAUGGCGGUUUUCAUCGUCUCCACUUACCUCUAUGUCCUGUGAAGAUUCUUACUAAGCUAGUGAGAGGAUGACAAUAAUACAGAUAUAGUUUAUUAAAGUACUGUCCUGAAACGUCCUGUUUUGACCCAUCUGUCCCAACUGUGAAAAACAACAUAUGUAGCUAAAAAAUGUUAAAGGAAUCCAAACAUUUCAGUUACUUUAAUGUAUGGUCAAGCUGAGCCCAUAUUUAGCAGUGAUGCAUGUCUUUGUCAUAGGUUUUUAAUGCCAAACUUGCCAAAUAAUGAUUUAUUAGGUGAUAUUUAAUAUAUUCUACAUUUUGUGCUAUUAUGUCCUUGUUUUGCUGCUUCAUUGAGCUCUCGUGUCUUAUCAGAUAUAUUCUUUAACAGUUGUCUCAAUGUUUAUACACAAAGAUGCAUACGUAUAUCCAAUAUGGUUUUGACCACAAAAUGCUUACUCCAACAAAUCAUUAAGCUAUGUAAUUAAUGACUUAAAGUCAAAUAUUAUUUGACAUAAAAAAUAUAUUCAUUAAAAAAAAUGAUAUCUCAAAGGAAAUGGAAUAUAUUACAUGACAAUAUAUUUUUUUAAAUCCUGUCAAGUGAGGUACAAAACCAGCUGUGGUCUUGCAGGUUAUAUGUGAAGUUUAUUUUUAUUUUGCAUGGUCCUGUUCCUGAAAAAGAAACAUAUAGAUUACACUGUAAAGGCCAAAGGUUGAUUUGUUAUUGUUUUUGAUCAUGUGAAAAUGGGUUACUUCACAAUAACCACUAUCAUUUUCUUCACUAGUACAUAUUAAAGUACAUUCUUCUUAAAAUAAAUAAAAAUACAUCACAAAAGUGG